This is a messenger RNA of Seminavis robusta, 2754 nucleotides long. The record is from the annotation of a GenBank genome assembly. NCBI's taxonomy places the organism in Eukaryota, Bacillariophyta, Bacillariophyceae, Naviculales, Naviculaceae.
AUGGAAGGUAAAGCCCAAAUGGAUGAUGAGGAAGAGGUGAUGGAUAUUGUGGCUGCCAGAAGCCACGGUGACAAUAAUGAGGCGGAGCUCAGAAUGCCGGACAUUUUUGAAUUGGAAGCGCCACAGAGAGAAGACAAGCAACCGAAGAGAGAGGAAAUGGGGAGGCCGUUCAAGCCACCACAGCAACAUCACAGCACAACAGGUGACAACUCCACCGGAGAAGAAGCCAGAGAUUACAAAAAGGAAGAUGAUACCUCUGUUUUGAAUGUAGAACAAAGGCAAAUAAAGAACCAUCAUGAAGUUACCGGGGAAACUCCGUCAGCAGAAACUGACUUGGUGGACGUGCCUGCUUUUCCACAACCAAGGUUGACUCGUGGGCAAAAUCGGUCAGAUGAAAUUGCCAUGCAUCCAGGAGCAUAUGCAGUGACCCCCGGGAGUGAUCUCCAGGGAACCGCAACAAUCAGUCAUUCCUUAGUGGGAGCUACUUCUUCUUCUGAUGAGCUGUCUGGUUCUGAUAGUUCUGAUGAAGAGCUGGCAUCAAACGCAAACGCAAUGAAUCCAAUUACGGCAGAUGAGCAAGCUACAACUCCAACAGACAACAAUAGUGGAUUGGUGGUGGCAAGCCAAGUUGAAGAAACUGAAGAACCAACACAGAUUGCUAGACCCAACCAGUUGCCUGGGAAAAAGGGUUCAAGCUCAAUGGCUCUCAUGAUCCCUUUGCUCAUUGGAAGCCUUCUCAUGGUUGGAGUGAUUGUCGGUGCCAUCUGUGGGGCUGGUCUCUGCAGUAACAAAGAAAGUGAUGUGGAGACCCAGGCUCCAACUUCAGUUCGAUAUUUUGUUUUGGAGGACUUUCAAAACAGAAUUGAAGAGGCUUUUGAACUUGGCUAUUUUCCCAAAAAUGAUGAGCCAGAUCACAUCCAGCCAAGGUUCGAGGCUCUUAAUUGGAUUGUGUUUGAAGAUUCUCUGCAGCUUGACUCAGAUGCAACCAAUCUUCUUCAGAGGUUCAUUGUGGUAUUGACUUACUUUCAAACGUCGCGGGAGAGCGACUGGCUUGAUUGUGGACCUUCUACAGCCGCAAACGAUGAAGCUUGCUGGAUUCAAAUCCAGCGUUCGGAAUCAUCGGGAAGUAGGUGGCUCACAGGUGUUCAUGAAUGUCAAUGGGCAGGAAUUUAUUGCAAUGGAGAGAAAAAGAUUACUCAUUUGCAGCUUGGUCAAAAUGGAUUGAAUGGUCCUUUGCCCACCGAGAUUGCCAGGCUUUCAGCACUGGAAUUAUUAGGCUUUCCGCAGAACCAACUAACCGGAACUAUUCCAUUGAAAUUGUUUGGAAACAAGCUCUCCUCAAUAUCUCUUACAAACAAUUCAAUUACAGGGACAGUGCCCACAGAAGUUGGACUCUUUGAUGGGACUAACCUUGAAUUUGGUUCAAACAGCUUGUCUGGUUCCAUCCCUACAGAGCUCUUUCAGACUGGCAAUGGGAUCCGUCUCACUUUGGGGUUUAAUGACAAUAAGCUUACAGGAACUCUACCCACUGAAAUUGCAGCAUGGCACGGACUUAUUCAUCUCAACGUCCAUUUGCAAGGGAACCCUUUACACGGAACCAUCCCGUCCGAAAUAGGACUUCUGAAAAGCUCUUUAAGAGAAUUUGAUAUCAGUUGGACCAAUAUGGAUGGCUCCCUACCAGAGGAACUUUUUACAAAAUGUACCGACUUAGUUUCAAUUGGGGUCUCCAACUGUGGUUUCACUGGGACAAUCAGCACUGGGCUGCAGCUUUUGAGAAAUCUAGACAUGUUUGACAUUUCCAACAACAAGUUCCAUGGCACCAUCCCAGCACAGCUUUCUGCUCUGACAUCUCUGCGUUGGUUUGUUGUAAAUGGGAAUGACCUUUCUGGUUCCAUUCCAUCAUCUGUCUGUGCUUUGGCUGACCCCUCAAAAGGCGAAUUUGAAGUGGCUGCCGACUGUUUGCCAAGGGAUGGCACAGGCAAUCCCAUGCAGCCUAGUCUCCACAAGAACAAAAAAGCAAACAUGAUAACGGUGGCAACCCGUCUGUUCUUCCUAUUCAUCCUGGUGGCGGGAGUGACUGCUUUUGCGAUACAGACUCCAAACCCUCACGCUACCCAACAACAACCCACAGAGGCGGCUAGCCGUCGAGACGUUUUGUACACGUCGUUCCUGGCACCCUUGCUGACAACAAGCGCGGCGGUUGUCUCAAAUCCAUCUGUUUCUCAUGGGUACACUCCCGACCCGGAUGCUCUUCGAGAGUCGCUCUAUUUGAUCUGCCGUGUCCAAGAAGCCACCUGUUUGCAAGAGCGGUACAUUGAAAACCAAAGACCGCCCAUUCAAAAAAUGAAGCUCACGCUGCGGCUGGUCGAUAAGUCCUACCGGUUGCUGGAUCAAGUCAAUUACAUUUCCAAAUUCUUCGACAGUGACAGCGUCGUCCCAGCGACGCAGUCGGGAAAUGAAGCAGCCGAUUCACUGCAAGAAGCCAUUGAUUUUGUGUACAGCUACAAACAAGAUGCCUCCGCCAUGACGCUGGAGCAAAAGGACUUUUUGAAGGAAUCUCUCACCACCACCCGGGAAAAGUUAUUUGAGUUUUUGGAUUAUCUACCAGAAGCACAGCAAAAGAAGGUAAUGGAAGCACGGGCACGAGUGGAAGAGGAGAAUAGUCUCAACAAGGAUGAAUUUGAUCCUGAUCUUGCCACUGACGCGGGAGUCUACAACCCUGUGGUGCUGCCCUGGAAGACGAGGAAAAGCUAA